Molecule: messenger RNA, 606 nt
Organism: Leptosia nina
Lineage: Eukaryota; Metazoa; Arthropoda; Insecta; Lepidoptera; Pieridae
Source: the annotation of a GenBank genome assembly
AUGGGACACCUCAUGAGGAGCGCCUUUGUGAUGGGAAUGGGCAAGGAUUAUGAUGGGAUGUCCCUAGACGAAGGUAGACAGUCACAACGCCCCUACCGCUAUGGCAUGGUUUUGCUGUGCGCGGGAGCUCUGAUCAAUUGGUUGGGAUUGGCCGAAGAUUACGCGGAACCUGUGCGCUAUGUAGGCGUGGCUUGCAUCGUGGCCGGCGCGCUGCUGAUAUGCGCAGCGAUGUGCUGCUGGCUGCAGUCUCCGGCCCGGCAACCACAGAAUGACCGCGCAUCGCCUGACACCCAUCAAAUUGACGAUCCAAUCCAUGUGAUAUCAAUGCCGGAUGAUGAGACGAUGCAACAGAAGCCACCCGACUACGACACAGUGGCGGGGGCACCCCCCACUUACGACGACGCCAUCAAGCUUAACCCGGCGCGGCUCCUUCCAGCCACUAGCAGCAGUCGCAUCGACACGCCUCACACACACAUGGAGACCGUCAUCCCAGGCCAACUGGACGACAGUCAGUACAGCGCCACCGUCGCGCCAGUCCACAUCCCACACGGGCAGGUCCCCAAAACGCCACCACCACCGUACCGGGCGCCCCACGCGAUCAGAUGA